AAAUGAGUAACUUUCGAAAGACGUAAUCGCUAAAGUAUUUACAGAAAAAUAUUAUCGACUUAUAUUAAGCGAGAUGACCGUUUUUUAUCAUUUAAUAUCUGCUCAAUUUACAAUCAGGCGCUGUAAAGGCUGCUGUUACGCAUUUAGUAUUCGUCGGAAUGAUAUUAGGACCCAUUUGAAAGUGAAAGAUGGCUGCCAACUCUAGAAAGUCUGUUUUAUUCGUGUGUUUGGGGAAUAUUUGUCGUUCCCCAAUCGCAGAAGCAGUGUUCCGAAAAAUGGCAAGUGACAAUGGUGUUGUAGACCAAUGGGUUAUAGACAGUGGUGCUGUUUCAGAUUGGAAUGUGGGAUGCUCUCCAGAUGCGCGUGCACUGGACUGCCUUAGGAAGCAUGGCAAUGAGACAAGCCACAGGGCAAGACAGAUAACAAAGGAUGACUUUGUGAAGUUUGAUUAUAUUCUUUGUAUGGAUGAAAGCAAUUUGAGAGACCUCACCCGGAAGGCCAAACAGGUGCAAAAUUGCAAUGCUAAAAUCGAACUUCUUGGUUCUUUUGAUCCACAGAAACAACUGAUUAUUGAAGAUCCUUAUUAUGGAAAUGAAGAGGAUUUUGAAACUGUUUAUCAGCAAUGUGUCAGAUGUUGCAAAGCAUUUUUGGAUAGGUGGUCUUGAUAGUUCUCAGAAUUAUUAAAGCUUACAAGCAACAUUAAUGUCAAUGAUAUAGUAAAUGAAUCUCCUGGCUGUAUAAAAAUAAUUGCACAUCAGUCUAAAGUUAGUACUUACAUUGAUAUUUGAUGAAUCUUUAGUGGAAUUCAAUGUCAUUUUUGACAACUGAAAUAAAGUACUUUUAAAAUGAUUUAUGCAGUUAAUUACUUAUUAAUUUCAGCAACUAGUUAACUCCAGUUUUAAAAUCUUAGUUAUUCAGAAUAUUAAUAUAACAUACUAUAUUUGAUUCAGUGAUUUAUCAAGGAUAGUUUUCUUUAAAUAAUUUUGCACAAUAUAGAUGCACACCACUUUUAUCCUUGUCAUAAUGUUGGAUUACUUAUCUAUGUAAAUUAUUGUUGAAGCAGAGCAAAAGAGAAUAAAAUUGGAGAUAUUAAAUCUACUUGACAAACUGUAUUAUUAAUGUACUCUUUAAAAAUUUGCAUUGCUUCUGCAAUUGAAAGUAGUGAGGCUUGGCUGAUUUAUUUAAUUUUUUGCAUUUUGUGACCCGUCUGAAAAAGAAUAUUUCUGUUCCCUAAUUUAGGAAAAUGCAGGCUCAAAUCAGACUUAAAGCUUUUUUAUUUCUUGUCACAUUAUACCAGUAUAUUUGCUAUACAGCAUCUUUUUAAUAUUAAAC
Polypterus senegalus (gray bichir) is the source of this 1332-nucleotide messenger RNA. RefSeq names its product acid phosphatase 1 (gene acp1). Lineage: Eukaryota; Metazoa; Chordata; Cladistia; Polypteriformes; Polypteridae. The record is from RefSeq and is a predicted model, not a curated record. Gene Ontology annotation, biological process: protein dephosphorylation. The transcript has 6 exons. Gene Ontology annotation, cellular component: cytoplasm. Gene Ontology annotation, molecular function: non-membrane spanning protein tyrosine phosphatase activity; acid phosphatase activity. The coding region runs from base 189 to 665 and encodes 158 amino acids.